Messenger RNA from Sebastes umbrosus (honeycomb rockfish), 4690 nucleotides. RefSeq names its product fermitin family member 2 (gene fermt2). The record is from RefSeq and is a predicted model, not a curated record. Gene Ontology annotation, cellular component: extrinsic component of cytoplasmic side of plasma membrane; focal adhesion. Lineage: Eukaryota; Metazoa; Chordata; Actinopteri; Perciformes; Sebastidae. The transcript is spliced from 17 exons. Gene Ontology annotation, molecular function: integrin binding. Bases 318 to 2405 code for a protein of 695 amino acids. Gene Ontology annotation, biological process: cell-matrix adhesion; integrin-mediated signaling pathway.
UGAGGUGACAGUACACCAGUAGGAGACCAGUAUAAAGCUCCCAGUAUCUGAAAGGAAAAGUGGGAUUGUAGCAGUGUGACGUGAUCCUGUGCUGGAAAAGAGGAGGAGGGAGAAGUAGAGAGAGGAGGACGGCUGGACUCCAUUAAGCCUGAAGCCUCCACAGGAAAGCUGUUACUGGGAUACUUCACUUCUUCAGCGAGUUCUUCUGGGGGAUUUCUUUCUGUUUUUAUCGCCCUAAAAAACACUUUCUACAUGAUUUAAAGACGGGGAACUUGUUGUGUACUGUGUUAGUCGACUGUUUAACCUCUUUGUGAAGGAUGGCGCUGGACGGGAUCCGGAUGCCCGAUGGCUGCUACGCCGACGGGACGUGGGAGCUGAAGAUGCAUGUCACCGACCUCAAAAGGGACGUGUCGCUGAGGGUAACUGGAGAAAUCCACAUCGGAGGAGUCAUGCUCAAACUCGUGGAGAAAUUAGAUGUGAAGAAGGACUGGUCAGACCAUGCUCUGUGGUGGGAGAAGAAGAAGACAUGGCUGCUGAAAACCCACUGGACGCUGGACAAGUACGGCAUCCAGGCCGACGCCAGGCUGCUCUUCACGCCGCAGCACAAGCUGCUGCGCCUCCAGCUGCCCAACAUGAAGCACAUGAAGGUCAAGGUCAACUUCUCGGACCGCGUCUUCAAGGCCGUGUCCGACAUCUGCAAAACUUUCAAUAUCCGCCACCCAGAGGAGCUAUCUCUACUGCGUAAGCCCCGUGAUCCCAAGAAGAAGAAGAAAAAGUUGGAGGAGGCAGAGGAGGAUGAUCUGGAGCUGGAGGGUCCGCUGUUAACCCCUGGAUCAGCCUCUGAGGUAAUAUACAUCGGACCUGUCAAAGGGAGCAUCUACUCCAGUCCAGGCCUGUACAGUAAGACUAUGACCCCCACCUAUGACUCCAGAGACGGCAGCCCGCUGUCGCCCACCACUGCCUGGUUUGGGGACAGUCCCCUGUCUGAGGGCAACCCCAGCAUCCUCGCUGUCAGCCAGCCAAUCUCCUCACCAGACAUCCUGGUCAAACUCUACAAGCCCCAGUCCCUGUUGGACAAAGCCAAGAUCAACCAGGGGUGGUUGGACUCAUCCAGAUCUCUGAUGGAGCAGGAUGUAAAGGAGAAUGAGGUGCUGCUGCUGAGGUUUAAAUACCACAGUUUCUUUGACCUCAACCCUAAGUAUGAUGCCAUCCGGGUGAACCAGCUCUAUGAGCAGUCUAAGUGGGCCAUCCUGCUGGAGGAAAUUGAGUGCACGGAGGAGGAAAUGAUGAUGUUUGCUGCCCUGCAGUACCACAUCAACAAGCUGUCAAUCAUGUCUUCAGACAACCACAUGAAUAACAGCGAGAAGGAGGUGGAUGAGGUGGAUGCAGCCCUGUCAGACCUGGAAAUUACUUUGGAGGGAGGGAAGACGUCCAACACACUGGGUGACAUCACAUCUAUUCCUGAGCUAGCGGACUAUGUCAAAGUCUUCAAACCCAAGAAACUGACACUGAAGGGCUAUAAGCAGUACUGGUGCACAUUCAAGGAUAUCACAAUUUCCUGUUACAAGAGUAAAGAGGAGGCACACGGGACACCUGCUCUACAAAUGAAUCUUAGAGGUUGUGAGGUAACUCCAGAUGUUAACAUCUCAGGUCAGAAAUUCAACAUCAAGCUGCUAAUCCCCGUGGCGGAUGGCAUGAAUGAGAUCUGGCUUCGGUGUGACACGGAGAAACAGUACGCCCACUGGAUGGCCGCGUGUCGCUUGGCCUCCAAAGGGAAGACCAUGGCCGACAGCUCUUACAACCUGGAGGUCCAGAACAUCCUGUCCUUCCUCAAGAUGCAACACAUGAACCGUGACCCUCAGAUCAUUGAGCCGAUCACCACCGAUAUCAACCCAGAGUGCCUGGUGUCGCCUCGCUAUCUGAAGAAGUACAGGAACAAGCAGCCAGGCUCUAUCAGGGACUUGAUUUCAGCCCGGAUCCUUGAAGCCCACCAGAAUGUGGCCCAGAUGAGUCUCAUCGAGGCCAAGAUGCGCUUCAUCCAGGCGUGGCAGUCCCUGCCUGAGUUCGGAAUGACUCAUUUCCUCGCCAAGUUUCAGGGUGGGAAGCGGGAAGAGCUGAUCGGCAUCACUUACAACCGUUUGAUCCGGAUGGAUGCCCACACUGGGGAUGCUAUCAAGACCUGGCGCUUCAGCAACAUGAAACAGUGGAACGUCAACUGGGAGAUCAAGAUGGUGACGGUGGAAUUUGCGGACGAGCCCAGCCUGUCCUUCAUCUGUGCCGAGGUGGACUGCAAAGUGGUCCACGAGUUCAUCGGCGGCUACAUCUUCCUGUCCACGCGUGCCAAGGACCAGAACGAGUCUCUAGACGAGGAGAUGUUCUAUAAGCUGACCAGCGGCUGGGUCUGAGCAGCCCCGAAGCCACCAGGGGGCCAACGAUUGUAGGUCAGGGGCCAGGAGGGGAGUGGCUGGGGGGGUGUAUGGGGUUUAUUUUAUUCUACUAUUUCUCAGUCUGUUUAAUUGUUUGGAGGUUUGGAGCUGUGCUGAAUGAGUCCAGAACCGCUCUAAAAUUGCCAUGACUGACACCGUUUUUAUUGUUAUAGUUUUGUUGCUUUAACGCUGACAAUGUCAUUUGUUACAACACUAAUAUUGUGGUGAAAGCAGUCCAGAUGAACUUUUGAAGCUAAAACUCCUGCGGUUGAGCAGAAGCCUUACACAAACCUGAACCGGGAAACUGUUCUCCUCACGACCACCUGCCUCCUCCUCCUCCUCUCCUGGACUGAUGGCCAUCAACUUACGUCCAUGACAAACCCUUUAAAAACCAAUCAAACACCAGAUUUAAUCCCAAAGAAUCUUUUUUUUUUUUCCACUCUUUUCUCUCACUGCCUUUUUAUUCUCUCUUCUAGAGCUGGACUAAAGGAGCUGACAUCGAACUGUCAUUAAAAGCGUAUUGUAAUCGUAGCGCCACAGAUACCUACAGUUAUAUAUCGAAUUAUUUAUCCUAAAAAAGACGGACAGUCCAAUCACAAGGCCAUCUGUGAACAGCAGAUCGCAGCACUACAUGUCCAUCCUGUCCACUCUACGAAGGGUUUAAUCUCUUUGAAGUCACAUGUAAGCACUUGUACACUAUACAGUCCUGUUAAUGAAUAAGCUGUUGUUAAAUUUCCUUUUGCUUUUGAUGUCUUUGUUUCGGAGCUCGUGCAGUUGUCUCCUCUGGGUCGAGUCUCUCUAACGAAUUAUCAUUGUAUUAGCUGACGGGUGUGACAUUGAGAGCCUGAGUUUUGUAUUUAAUAGAAUGCUAAUAGAGAGCAUGUCUGAUAACACUACAGUUCAGAGCACUUGGUUGAGUGUCAUGUGGGUUUGAAAAUCUUUGAUUUAAAAAGAAAUGUCAUCUUAAAAAGUCAUUCAGUAUAUCUAAUGUUUCCUGAAAAUAAGUUUAAGCUAGAUUACUAUUGAUUAAGAAUCUGAAAAAUAUCUCAUCCCCUUUGUUUUUAAAACAUAUUUUGAAGACUUAACAUGAAGCUACAUGACUUUUCAAGAUGUUCAUUAUCUUUUCCCAACUUUAGGCGUUUUGAAGAAAAAGAUGUUUUCAUCUUCUGACCUGGCGUUCAAAAAUAAUAUGCCUAUAAAAGUGCAUUAAUAUUUUGCCAAACGUGCUGUUCUGACCACAGCUAUAAGUUGCUAAAUCUCAACAGCAUGUUGCCUCCAAAGAUUUGAAACCCCCUGACGUCUCAUUGCUACGUGCAUGUGCACUACGUAACAGGAGGUAUCCUUACUCCGUUGUAACACCUUUUAAUUGUAUUGCCAUUAUGUCUCUCACACCAUAUAGUAUUAUUAUUAUCAUUUUUAUCAUUACACACCAGCAAAAGGUCACAAAGUUUGAAGAAUGAAUAUGCAAAGUUUUCUUUUCUUCUGUCCUCAGUAUGAAGGAUCAGUAAAUGAAGUAUUAUUUUUUUGUAACUAAUGUAAAAACACAAACGUUUUAUAGAAUUGUACAGUUUUUUUCUGCUUUUUUGGGGGGUGGGGGGGGUUUGGAAGUUUUUCCUUUCAGAAACGAAGGGGGGAAGCCGCCAUCUGUCAACAUGUGUAUUAUUCAGAAUUGUGCCUGCUUAUGUUGUGUCCUUACUGAGUUUUCAGAUGAAGAUAAAUAUGAAUAUAUAUAUGAAGAUAACACUAGUCUCAAACUCCAGGUUUGAUUAAGAUAUUUGUCGAGUACAUAUUAUAAUUUUUUUUCUAAAUACGUAUGCCUUUUCAAUGUGCUCUUUCUUCUUGCAUUUCUCCUUCAUUUUAUUGAUUUUCCGCUUUCUCUUCUGUCCAUUUGUGGCCCCUGAGUUGUGUUUUUAGCUCCUUCUUUAGGCUGACAGUGAUACUUAAUUUUUGCUGCAAAUCUGAUUUGCUCAGCGCCUUUUUAAAAAUACUUCACUUAUUUGUCUGGUUUUUGUCACAACUGAAGUGUGCCAUUUAAUAAUGUCCAUAUGAAGGAGACCCACAUUGUUUAGACCCUGGAGUUUGAGACAAAACGGCAUAAGUGAACAGAGGUAAGAGAAAACCAAGCCUAGUCAGUUUUUAUUUUCUCUGAUGUUGUUUUUUGUUUGCCUCCAGUGUCAGGAGCAGCGGUGCAUGUCCUGCUGUUCUGUUUUCUGACUGUAAAAAAUGCAUUUAUUUUAAAAAAUAAAGUAAUUUUUAUUUAAAAA